Brugia malayi is the source of this 1725-nucleotide messenger RNA. RefSeq lists its product as uncharacterized. The transcript has 13 exons. The record is from RefSeq and is a predicted model, not a curated record. Gene Ontology annotation, biological process: nucleoside metabolic process. The coding region runs from base 1 to 1725 and encodes 574 amino acids. NCBI's taxonomy places the organism in Eukaryota, Metazoa, Nematoda, Chromadorea, Rhabditida, Onchocercidae. Gene Ontology annotation, molecular function: catalytic activity.
AUGGUGGCAACAAAGGUGCCCCGUUCCGGUGGACUUGUGGUACUUUCACCGCUUGUACAAAGUUCGGAACAUAAUGUGGUGCUUAUUUCACGGAACGUCGAUGUUAAAUACAAUCAAAUACUUCAUGUUGCAGGUGGAGAGCAUACUGGCAUUGUUAUCAAUAAGCUUAUCAAUGGGAAACCAAAUUUAAAAUGUGAUAUAUCGCUCAGCUUUUCCGUGUGGCUACGAAAAGGGGAUAUGAAGAAGCAGGAAAACCGUUGCUUUCGUUUUCGGUUUUUCGAAGACACUGAAAAUGCUGACAAGCAUGCUGUAGCUCAGCAAUUCUUCCGGGAUCUUGUUAGUAUUUUUCCAAGAGAUUAUGUGACGUUUCUAAAGCGAGUUUUAAAGCUCAUGCAAAAUAGUUAUGGUUCACUGCGAGAAAUCGAAAUUGACAUGCAGUUUGCGAAAGAAAAUGAAACAUAUCAAAUGCCUGAUCCUAAGCAAUAUGAUUCUGGUUCUGAAGUUGAAAAUGUUACUAUAGCUCAUGUACAGGAAGUUCUGGAACAUGCAUAUCCCAAUGGCUUAUCUGUGGAUAUUAUUGCGGAAUCCCUGCGUUGUACAAAUAAAGAAGUUAAUGAAUUUCUUUGUGAAUUAGAAACACUUGGUGUUGUACAAAAGUUGCAGAAUGAAUGGAUUCGUGUAAAUGCUGUUGACAGCAUUGAAUUAUCUCGAACUCCAACCAGCUUCGGUUCGCGUGAUCAUCCCACUGUUGCUAUCUUAACGUGCUUGUUUACUGAGAAACAGAGCAUUGAUGCGAUCAUUGAUAAUAGUACAACCGUUCAUCGUUACCGUUCCGGUGGUGACUCUAAUAUUUAUACCCUUGGAUGGAUCGGGAAACAUCGGGUUGUUGCUACAAAAUUGGCAAUUAUUGGGGAUAGUCGUGAAGCAACAACAUCUUCCGGCUCUAUCACAACUCGUCUUUUGGGUAAUUUUCAACACGUUGAGCAUGUAUUUAUUGUCGGUGUUGGUGGAGGUGUUGCUCAUUACACGGAUGCCACACGCCACGUACGUCUGGGUGACGUCGUUGUAAGCGGUCCGGAACCGAAUUCUUAUGUGUUUGCGCAUACCUAUACCGUUGAUAGAGCAACAGAACACGUGAAUGGCUUUUUAGUUCGAAAUUGGAAUCCUCAAAAUGCAAUCAUUACUCAUAUUGCUAAAAAUAUGGACGAAAAAAUGAUAGCAGAAUGGAAUUCGAUAACCAAAACAACCAUUGAUCGUUUGGAUGCUGCCAAUAGCGACAUGAGUUUUUCAAGACCACCGCCACAAGCCGAUCUAUUGGCUGUGCCUGUUGGUGGUGGGCAGGUAGUUGUCAUUCCACAUCCUAAUUCAGAAAGAGUUGACUCGGUAGUUCAUGUUGGUUCCAUCGGAGCAAUGGUUUCAUAUAGAAAACAGACACUUGCCAAUGAAGAGCAGAUUGGUGAAGAUACAAGCGGUGCUACUGCUCAAUUUCGUGAUAAAUUUGCCGCAAAUUAUAAUUUGCGUGCGAUUGAUGCUGGCUUCGAUUCCGUUAUUGCCGCCGUGAAUGGCUCACGAAUUGAUAGUUGGGCACUAAUCCGUGGUAUUGCAGAUUAUCAGCAUGGACAAAGUCGCGCCAGUCGUGUGUGGCAGGGCUACAGCGGUAUCCGUGCAGCUGCACUCACCAAAACACUGAUCCUUCGUUUACCUGUUUCCAAUGCGAACAAUUAA